Messenger RNA from Eucalyptus grandis, 2278 nucleotides. RefSeq names its product protein DETOXIFICATION 27. Gene Ontology annotation, molecular function: antiporter activity; xenobiotic transmembrane transporter activity. The record is from RefSeq and is a predicted model, not a curated record. Bases 363 to 1868 code for a protein of 501 amino acids. Gene Ontology annotation, cellular component: membrane. The transcript is spliced from 9 exons. NCBI's taxonomy places the organism in Eukaryota, Viridiplantae, Streptophyta, Magnoliopsida, Myrtales, Myrtaceae. Gene Ontology annotation, biological process: xenobiotic detoxification by transmembrane export across the plasma membrane.
GCUGAGGUCUUUACAGUAGGUCCUACUACAGCAACCACCAAGGUUAGAAGUUUCAAAUGCCUGCCUGCGCAUAGAAAGAGAACAAUUUUGGCACCUUCAAAACGAGAGUCAGAAUCGAUGAAAAUCGAAAAUCAGCGACAAGCCCUCGAUUCUUGACAUUCUCGUUAUUCCCACCGAACCUCAUCUGAAAAAACUUUUCCCGGAAAAGAAAAGAGAAUCACUAUUUCUUAAACCUUUAACUUGUCUCCUCUCGAUGCGCAGCCCGAGGGGAUCGUCCAUUUAACUGCCUUCUGAUCAUCUGUAUUUCUCUCUGCUGUCAUUAUCACAACCUCCUUUGAGGCAAAGAAACUGCUGUUCCUUUCAUGGCGAGCGUCAACCGUAACGGCGACGCCAGCCAGCCUCUGCUGCAAGAACCAGUGGCGGAUGGCGACCGGGACGGCGGGGAUCAUGAUGACGAAGAGAAAACAAGCUUGAGCAUGAGAGUGUGGGCGGAGACAAGGAAGCUGUGGCACAUCAUCGGCCCUGCCAUCUUCGGCCGUGUGGCUCAGUACACCAUGAUGAUCGUCACGCAGGCGUUCGCAGGGCAUCUCGGGGAGGUGGAGCUUGCUGCCAUGUCCAUUGGCAUCAACGUCAUCAUCGGCUUCAAUUACGGCCUCUUGUUAGGUAUGGCAAGCGCGCUAGAGACAUUAUGUGGCCAAGCCUUCGGCGCAAAGAGAUACCGCAUGCUUGGCAUCUACCUGCAAAGGUCCUGGAUCGUGCUCUUUCUUUGCUGCUUCUUGCUGCUACCCUUCUACAUUUUUGCCACGCCGCUCCUGAAGAUCUUAGGGCAACAGGACGACGUGGCGGAGAUGACGGGCAAGGUCGCACUGUGGCUCAUCCCGUUGCACUUCAGCUUUGCCUUUCAAUUCCCCUUGUGGAGGUUCUUGCAGAGCCAGCUCAAGAACCAGGUCUUGGCAUGGGUCUCGCUGGCCAGCCUAGCGAUCAACGUGCUCACGAGCUGGCUCUCUGUCUACGUGUUCGACUUCGGUGUGGUGGGGCUGUCCGUCAGCUUCGAUAUCUCUUGGUGGUUCUUGGUGCUGGCGUUGUUCGCGUACACCGCGUGCGGCAGAUGCUCGUUGACGUGGACUGGCUUCUCCAUGGAGGCUUUCUCGGGGUUGUGGGAGUUUGUCAAAUUGUCCGCUGCUUCUGGAGUUAUGCUUUGUUUGGAGAAUUGGUAUUACAGGAUAUUGAUACUGAUGCCUGGAUAUCUAGAAAACGCCACGGUUGCUGUAGAUGCCUUGUCAAUAUGCAUGAGCAUCAACGCAUGGGAGAUGAUGAUCCCUCUUUCCUUCUUUGCCGCAGCCGGAGUGAGGGUGGCGAAUGAGCUUGGAGCUGGGAACGGCAGGGCCGCAAAAUUUGCAACCGUGGUGUCCGUUGUGCAAUCAAUAAUGAUUGGUUGCUUCUUUUGUGCUCUCAUCAUGGUUUUGCACGACAAAUUUGCGUAUAUUUUCACUUCUUCUGUUGAUGUUCUUGAAGAAGUGGACAAGCUUUCUUAUCUUCUUGCCAUCACCAUUCUAUUCAACAGUGUUCAGCCCGUUCUAUCAGGAGUUGCUGUUGGAUCCGGAUGGCAAGCGUAUGUUGCAUAUAUCAAUCUGGGAUGCUACUACGUUAUUGGACUACCUCUUGGAUUUCUCUUGGGUUGGGUUUUUAACUUAGGUGUUAUGGGUAUUUGGGGUGGAAUGAUUUUUGGAGGCACUGCUGUUCAAACCUUGAUAUUGGCUAUAAUAACAGUUCGAUGUGAUUGGGAGAAAGAGGCGGAGAAAGCUAAAAUGCGGGUUGCGAAAUGGUCUACUCCAACCCUUGAAGAUGAUGAAGCGGCUGCUAGAUAAAACUCAAUUUUUGAAGCUAUCAGUGUCACGUAAAUAUAGGUUUAGUGGAAUAGCAAGGAUGAGGAUUUGUUGGACCAGUAGCAACUACAACUAUCUGCUCCUUUUCACGCAACCUUUGAACGGCUACUUCUGCAUCUGCAAUCGAUCUUAGAGUUGGAAAAAGGACCGUCAAUAUAACACACAAAGAGAGAGAGGAUAUUUGUUGAUUUAAUUAUCGUUCGAGAGUCUCUAGAAUUUUAGAAUAUUUUCUUGCUUUCUAAGAGUUUAGGUCGCAACUUUCUUCUGUUAGUGAUCUGCUGUCUAAUUUAAUGUGAUUCCUAGAAUGUAUCAUGUUCAUUCCAUGCACGGACUUUCAUUUAUACCUUUGCCAUAAGUCAAAUGAGGUGAUAAAUGGAAUACUUGUUUCAUCA